Messenger RNA from Necator americanus (New World hookworm), 303 nucleotides. RefSeq lists its product as uncharacterized. Lineage: Eukaryota; Metazoa; Nematoda; Chromadorea; Rhabditida; Ancylostomatidae. Bases 1 to 303 code for a protein of 100 amino acids. The record is from RefSeq and is a predicted model, not a curated record. The transcript is spliced from 2 exons.
AUGAACGGUGCUCUCGGUAAUCCGCUAAUCCCUCUCCAACCAUCCAAACUCAUGGCAUCGAUGGCAACAGGCAGCUGCAUCGUUGUUCGUUGGAAGUCGAACCGGUCUGAUGUUUCCGACAACCGUCAGUAUUGGUGUAAAAAUAACGCGCUCGAAACUGGAAGUUGCGCUCGGAUGUUUUGCGCUGCAGCUGACUGCAGGAGCACGAGUUUAACAAGGCGACACCUAUUGAUCCGCUGUCCAUUUCAUUCGCAUGCUCCGCUUGUUUCCGGUUUCCGAUUUCGAAUUUAUAUGUUGUCCUGA